Messenger RNA from Spathaspora passalidarum NRRL Y-27907, 2340 nucleotides. It is a transcript of the gene MUB1, whose product is annotated as Mub1p. NCBI's taxonomy places the organism in Eukaryota, Fungi, Ascomycota, Pichiomycetes, Serinales, Debaryomycetaceae. The transcript has a single exon. Gene Ontology annotation, biological process: establishment or maintenance of cell polarity; ubiquitin-dependent protein catabolic process. Gene Ontology annotation, cellular component: MUB1-RAD6-UBR2 ubiquitin ligase complex. The coding region runs from base 1 to 2340 and encodes 779 amino acids. The record is from RefSeq and is a predicted model, not a curated record.
AUGCGUGAUUCCAAUUAUAAAGCGAUUUCCAGCAAUAAAGCAGCAGUUACAAUAACAACCAGUUUGUAUGAUAGACGUGCUCUUGAUGUUACGUCCGACAAACCAUUGGUAAAUUCUUUAAAUUAUUUGACAUAUCUUGUGUCUUCACUGGCAAAAGUAAGAGAAACCUUAUCGAUAGAUGGAGGGAUUGAAAGAUUAAUUGAAAUCUUACAUGAAUGUCAUAAUAAUAAUAUUCAGGAUAAUACAAAUAACGAAAAGAAGUUGUUAACAGCUUGGAAAUGGACAUUAGCUUUUCAAUGUUUAGUUCUUGCAGGUACAAGAGGAACAGAGAAAAUAAGACAAAAAGUAGUUGAAGCAGGUAUUCUUCCAAUUAUUGCAACAGUAUUGGACAAUUAUUUGUCGCUUAAUGAACGUACAUUUCUUCAUGCAAAUGCUAGACAAUUAUUACCUCAACAACAACAACUGCAACAACAACUGCAACAACUAGCACCACCACAGGGUGCCAAUCCAGAUCUUCCAGAUCAAUCAGACCCCACACAUAUUCCAUUUACUAACCCAUUCCCUCCACAAAUGAAUUCACAACCAAGACAAAAUAUCCGAGAACAAUUUGCGGUGUUCAACACUCAAGUUGACACAAACAUGAUGCAGGCCGCGGCUCCUCAAGUUACUAUGGAUGACACAAUAAACCAGACCAACACCACCAAUUUUUCUAAUUUUAACAUGUCUGACGAUGCCUACGCUAAUCCGAUUCAAGUAGCAACUGCUGCCAUUGAAAGAACUUCCAUUUCAAACAAUAACCCCUCAGCAUAUUUCAACCAUGUAAGUAAUUUAACUUUUGAUGAUUAUGAAAACCUAACUAUAGAACAACUAUUCAAAUUGAUUAGAAUAGCAAAUUUGGGUCCUCAAUAUGCCAAUGGCGACCAACCACCUCCACAUUAUAAGAACAAUACUAUAAACAAUGACAUAAGAAGAAGAUACAUUAUUGUCAAUAUAAUCAAUAAGUUAAAACAAGAGAAACAAUUGGAAAUGUUGGAUGAUAAAUUCUUCAAUGAUUGUGAUUAUGAAAUGGAUAGCAAUUUGCAAUUUCUUUCUGAUAUGUAUACCAAGGAUUUUGAGAAUAACAGAAUAACAAAAACCUCAUCAUCAGUGAGAAAUUUUACUGAAACUGGCGUGGUUAUCCCUCGUGAUGAUGAUAUUGUUUGGUCAUUACAAUUAUUAGCAUAUAUUUCCAAAUAUCCUUAUUUAAAAGAUGUUCUUCAAAAUACUCAUUUGGUAUUAGAUAUGAGUAUUCGUGAAAAACAUGCAAGGCUGAAUUUGGAAAGGCAAAUGAAACUUAAAAUGAAGAAAAAUUUGGCAAUAAAAUUAAGAUCUUCAACUAAUAAUUCACCAAAAUCAUUGAAAUUGUCUUGUUUAACAUUUAAACCUUCACCUUCAAAUUCACCACAAAUGGUUAAUGCAGAUAGCUUAAUUUUGGAAGAUGAAACUAUUAAAUUAUUGAAUGAUGAAUCUACUGGGUUAACUGAAAAUGCCGAAAUUGAAGAUGAAGCAGAAAGUGUAGAGGCAGAUGAUGAUGACGACGACGACGACGAUGAUGAUGAUGAUGAAAGUGAUAUCAUUUCUAGUGCAAGUGUAAAUACCGAGGAAUUACUCAUGGAUGAUUAUGCUAAGCGAACAAUUGAAAAUUCUGAUUAUCUUGUAAAGCUUUAUGAUUCUAUAAUUGAUUGUGAAUCUAUUGUUGAUGAUUUAGAACGAGAAAUUUCCUUGUUUCAAAUUAAUGAAAGAAUGAAUAAGUUUAUAGAAUUGGAAAGUAAGAAAUUGACCAAUAUAAUUAUAUCCACCCGAAAGGAAAGAAAAGAAUUAUUGGAAAAGAAAUGGGAUUAUGAUAACUACAAUAAUUUUGAUAUAGACGAUGAUGGCAACACCGAGGAUCAGGAUCAUUCGUUAGGAGAGUAUAGACGAGUGAAUUUGUUUCCUAUGGUUGAGAAGUUUACAUUUUUAUCAGGAACAGAUAUGUAUUAUUGGUCAGGUAUAAUCAUGCGAAAUUCCUGUCGAAGAAAUGAUUUACGAGGUGGAGUAAGACAAUGUGGUAAUUUAGAAUGUGGCCGUUGGGAAAGCUACCCUCGGGAAUUUCUGAAAUGUCGAAGGUGUAAGAGAACUAAAUAUUGUUCCAGGGAUUGUCAGAUGAGAGCAUGGCAUUGUCAUAGGAAUUGGUGUAUUCCAAGUACUUCCAGUUCAACCAGUAAUACCACAGCUUCUAAUGCUCAUGGUGGUAAUACAGACACUUCUGCUCAUUCAGCUGUAACUACAGACAACGAUCAGGAGAAUCAAGAUCUUCUAUGA